Messenger RNA from Phalaenopsis equestris, 1696 nucleotides. Its product is annotated as transcription factor bHLH121-like. The record is from RefSeq and is a predicted model, not a curated record. Gene Ontology annotation, molecular function: protein dimerization activity; DNA-binding transcription factor activity. The transcript is spliced from 5 exons. Gene Ontology annotation, biological process: intracellular iron ion homeostasis. Bases 249 to 1322 code for a protein of 357 amino acids. NCBI's taxonomy places the organism in Eukaryota, Viridiplantae, Streptophyta, Magnoliopsida, Asparagales, Orchidaceae.
GCAGCAAGCGGUGGGAUUUCAUCGUACCGGGAGAUCGAAGCAGGGUAGCGCCGGUUUCUCCCGGUUUACUGCCUCUAUUCUUCCCUUCCUCCAACCCUAGGCUUUUUCCGGCAGUUCCUUAACCCCUCGCCUGAGUAUUCGAUUUCGGACGGGCAUGUUGCGUUUCACUCACCGGAAGUAGAGUCAAAACGUAGGUUACCCUCUUCGUCCGUUGUGCGGGGUGUCUUCAGUUGCUACUCUUGAGGCGAAUGGAUCAAUGGAAGCCUGCGGAGAGUUUGUUCCAGGGCUUGUCCGUGACGGGCGCUACCGCCAAUGGUUUUGGCCGAGAUAGCGAAGAGGGCGUGUGGUCCGGUGGAUGGCAGGUUUCCUGUCCCGAUUCGAGUCAAAGGGUGGAGCAAGAAGCAAAGGAUUCAUCAAAUGCUCGAAAAGUACAUAAAGCUGACCGUGAAAAAAUGAGAAGGGAUCGGCUUAACGAGCAAUUUCUGGAGUUGGGAAACGUAAUAGACCCUGAUCGACCGAAGAACGACAAGGCAACCAUUCUUGGAGAUGCGAUCCUAAUGCUGAAAGAUUUGACUGCUCAAGUACACAGACUUAAAGCAGAACACACAUUGCUAUCUGAGGAAUCAAGAGAAUUGACUCAAGAGAAGAAUGAGCUUAGAGAAGAGAAAUCUGCUUUAAAAUCUGAAAUUGAUAACUUGAAUACUCAGUAUCAGCAGAGACUUGGAUGUUUGUAUCCUUGGGCCACAGUAGACCCUUCAGUUAUUAUACGUUCACCUUCUCCGUAUUCUUUUCCCAUUUCCGUCCCCAUUCCCUCAGGUCCAGUUCCGUUUCAUACGUCGAUUCCCCUCUACCCGUUCUUUCAAAACCAGAGCCCUGCAGCUGUUCCCAGUCAUUGUUCGUCCUAUCACCCGUUCGCUUCGUCGAGUAAUCCCUACGUCGAACAACAACCCACCCAACAGCUUCCCCCUCAUCCACAUCGGUGUAAUGAUGAUGAUCGUAGUACGACUCGGAAUGAGUCACGAAGCUGGUCGUCGGAGCGGUUACGGUGUGGCGUUUCAGAGCGAAGUUCCGACUUCAGUGAUGUUGUGACAGAGCUGGAACUUAAGAUACCAGGAUCUGCAAAUCGUUCUGAUUCAAAGUCAGCAAUAAUUCAGCAGAAUCAAUCCACAGAAGUGAGGAAAGGAUGUCGGUUGCGGCAGCUUCAGAGUAAGGGUGGCGAAAAUCCAAAUGGGAGCAGCUCGAGCAGGUGCUCUUCUCCACCUGGAUUGCCAGCGAGCUCGUCGAACAGCAAUGGAGGUGGCUCAGUGGCCAACAGCUCGUGAAUUUGGGUUUAGAUUAAGUCAUUAGUUGAAAAACAAAGAAGAGGAAGAGCCAUUGCUGAGUGCUGAAGAAGGUUAAGUCCAUUAUGCGUUCCAAUCCUGGGCUUUGUUCAUAUCUGGUUUCUCCCCUGCUGUAUCUCGGAAGAGAAACCGCAACUUAAUGUUUAUGUAGCAUGGAUUAAGGUUUUUUUAUGAAAUUAACGUAGCAUUCUUCAGGGAAUUUUAGUAUUUAAAGUUAUGUAAAGUAAUGCAUACAUUCUUGUUGUUGCUAUGUAUAUUAUUUCCAAAUAACAUGUGUGCGCGAGUUUAAUUUUUGUUGUUGGAGAGAGAAAAAAAUAUGGAUUAUUUCAGUAAGGGCAUUUUGUGAAUUGUAUCAU